AUGAGCGAUGAGCCGGGAAAUAAGGCCAUCACAGGGCCGUCCUCAGUCGGAUCACCACGAUUCAAGCGGACAUACGUUGCUUGCGACACCUGUAGGUCUCGCAAAGUGAGAUGCAUUAUGGGAGGUGAGCCCCCUUGCGCCAAAUGCAAACGUGAGCAUCGCGAUUGUCGAUUCGAUCGACGUCCGAGAACCUCGAAGCACAGGGAUCCGCCAAAUUGGAAAAGUAACCGGCCGGCUGAGCAUGCUAUCACGCCGCAGCCUGCUAGCGUCAGUCGAGCCAAGUCACCACAAGACGUUGAUACACCAGUACAAGAAAACAUGCCAUCAGCGGCCCCUCUAUCUAGAGCAGUCAACCAAGACCUUAGAAGCGGGUGGCAUCAAAGUUCUCUUCGUGAUAGUUCACUUUCAGAACGGGUUGUCUCCAGCCUUGUGACCGGCUCUAAUGAUGCUCUUGAUGUGCUGUCCGACGCCGCAAAUAUACUUCACCAUGCUACAGUAUCACCAUCCUCUGGUCCCCCUUCAGCACCGCCAACACACGCCGUGCAGGAUGUUCCCGUUGCUGUACCCGCCAGAGAACAAACAGGAGGUCAGAUCGGGGUGGGUUUUGUCAUUCUGGCUCUAUCUGAACCAGGCGACGAUACCCUCGAUAUGUGGGACAAGUGCAGAUUCGUCAGACAGGGCUGGUUCACAUCGCAAGAAGCCGUCACGUACAUCGAUCUUUUCUUCAAAUAUCUCUCUCCACUAUCUCCUAUCAUCGUCGACCAAUUUCGGAACCACAAUGCUCACUCAAGCCUCGUUUAUGAAGAAUCCAUGUUAUGUUGCACUAUCCUAAUGAUUUCAUCUCGAUUCUUCCUAUUGCCGGGAGCAGGCGGCAUUUCCAGGAGUCAGUUGAUACAUAAUCGACUUUGGCAAUUUUGUGAGCUGAUGAUCAAACGCAUUAUUCUGGGUCAAGAAAAGAUUUCCACCGCCAAGAUGAGAAUAAUCGGCACAAUCGAGAGUCUGCUGCUCAUCUCCGACUGGCACCCUCGAGCCAUUCAUUUCCCUCCGGAUACAGAGGGCUGGGAUGCUAUGCUGAUCGAUCUGGAUUACGACCGAGAGAACCGGAGACGAACUAACGAUGAGGAACCCCUCCUCCGUUGGCGCAAGGAUGUUUUUGAGCCUGCGAAAAGAGCGAGCAGGAUGUCGUGGAUGCUCCUGGGCCUUGCGACGAAUCUUGCCUACGAGCUUGGAAUAUUAUCAAGCGGUCAGCGCGCAGACUAUACGGCGUCAAAGGUUGCAGAUUGUCGCAAGUUUCGAGCUCGAAAGCUGCUUUAUGCCUACAUGACUCAAACCGCAACGAGACUUGGGUAUAGCUCCGUCUUCCCCGAGAGUGUGUCCAUUGCAGCCUCGAGAUCUUCGAUGAAAGACAUGGACCAUUCUUCACAGGCCUCAUGGGCAUCGUACAUGGAUAUCUACCUCGAGUUCACCCGUCUCUCAAAAGUAGCUUCGUCAAUGUUCUUCCAAUCUGUGGAACAUUUGGAAGGCUUACUUCAGAGCGAUGGCUACCCAGAUCUGCUGGAUCAUUUCCUGAGCUCUCUUUCCAACUGGAAGGUCUCAUUUGAUGCAGACUGCAAAGCUGGGCUGUUAAGAACAUCACUAUCUAUCGAGUACUACCACAUUAGAGCUUGCAUAGGUGCCAUAUCAAUACAGGCAGUCAUACAAAGAGCUGCGACAGCCAGAGCACAUGGAAUUGAGAAGGACAGUCUAGCCGGCUAUAUGACGGCCCAGGAUGCUAGAUUUCUGCAAGAGGUUGUGUCGGAUAGCAGCGAAGUGCUGCGCACUGCCACUCAGACAUCUUUCCAGUCACAUCUUGCAUAUGCGCCAGCAAGUGUCAGGAUCAGCGUGAUAUCUGCAUCCGUCUUCUUGUUAAAGGCCCUCAGUCUCGGAUCACCCGCGACAGAUGCUCCUUCAGCCCUACGGACGUUAGAUCGAUGUGUGACUGCGUUGGGAAGGUACCCGCCCGACGACAUGGAUUUUGCACUGAGAUACGCCCAUCUCAUUGAGAAACAUACCAAAUUCCUGAAGUCAAAUCUCUUCGUUGUAUCUGUACCCCAGAGAGCGCUCAACGAUACCCAAGACAGCCUGAGUGGAUUUGGACUCACGCUGCCAACUCUUCCGCCUGAUCAAAGUACCAAUGAUGGCGUGUCUACGGAUCAGAACGGGAUCUGGCGGGCUCUGCAAUUUGACUCCAGCAUUGCUCCUUUCAGUGACAACACGGAUCAGCUUUACCAGGGGUUCGACAUCGACUCACUCAACUUUCUAUGGAACCUCCCAGAUAUCAGUUAG
Molecule: messenger RNA, 2325 nt
Organism: Colletotrichum abscissum
Lineage: Eukaryota; Fungi; Ascomycota; Sordariomycetes; Glomerellales; Glomerellaceae
Exons: 3
Coding region: 1-2325 (774 amino acids)
Biological process (GO): aromatic amino acid catabolic process; positive regulation of transcription by RNA polymerase II
Cellular component (GO): nucleus
Molecular function (GO): zinc ion binding; DNA-binding transcription factor activity, RNA polymerase II-specific
Source: RefSeq, a predicted model, not a curated record